UUUUUUGCUCACUUCCGCAUCUCAGGUAAAAUUUACCACGUCACGGAUGACUUGCGACUUUGUACAGCUAGGGAAAAAAGAAAGACAAAAGGAGAAAAUUAUUUCCAGGCAAAACAUUUUACCUCUCACAACUUCUGAAAAUUUGUAUGAUUCUUAAGCGGACGAAAUGUGUGGAUUCGAUAAACUCAAGGGGCCGCGACGACUAAUGAAGAAAGGAAUAACACUGAUUUUCGUUGGCCACAUAAACUUACUCUUGGGUGCAAUUGUUCAUGGCUGCAUUUUGCGUCAUAUUUCUAAACCGAACGAUAAAAUCACGACCGAAUACUCUGCUGCCAACGUAAUAUCUGCGACUUCAGGACUGCUGAGUAUUGCAACUGGCAUCAUUGCUGUUUUGGUGUCUAAAAAUCUCUCUAUUUGGAAAAUGCAUGUGGGUCUUCUGGUAUCAUCUUUCCUGAAUGCCCUGUUGUCUACUGCCUGCUGUGUGGGUCUGCUCCUGGCCAUCACUCUCACCAUUGAAGGGAACGGUCACAGUCUUAUGGUGGGCUGCAACUCCACUGGCCUUCCCAUCAGCCCCCACUCGUCUUUCAUGACAGACUGCCCCUUUGACACCACCCGCAUCUACGACACCACUCUGGCCUUGUGGUUUCCCAGUGCACUGCUAGCAGCAGUGGAAGCAGGACUGUCCAUCUGGUGCUUCAUAGUAGGGCUAACUCUGAGGGGCCUUGGGCCCUGCAUGCACACCUAUCUAAGAGAGCAGACAAUCGACGGCAUUGGCAUGGAAAACUGUGUAGCAUUUGAUCAUUUGGUACAGAUGCUGCUUUACAGGUUAUGUCCUGCAUGAGGCAACAGGAUAACAUGAUUCACAUCUAGGGUUUUGCCUUCCAUUUAAUCCACAUAGCUGCCCACAGCCUCACAGCAUUUGAAAAAAGUUGACCACGCACACAUAUGCACACAUGUACCUGCUGGCCAAGAGUGGAACACAUUGCAAAUAAUAUUUUUACUGAACAUUUUUGUUUCUUUUUAACUAGCAAAUUGAAUAUUUUAUAAGAAAUUAUUGGAAUGAUUGUAGUCAAGGGUGCUUGUGCCUUGGUUCAAAAAUCAUGAUGCAGUAGCAUAUGACAUCAGGUCACAGGGAGUGGCAUAGUGAGUCCAAAAUAGUGAAUAAAAGGAUAUCAGAGUUUUUCUCUUCAAGCAGCCCAAAGGUAGCCAGGAUGUGGAUGUCUUCCACUACCGAAACCAUAGCCAGUCUGAAGAAAAUGUUCUCAAUUUGCUUCAAAUUUGGAGGCAAGACCAACCACCACCACAGCGGGAAGCAAUAGCGCUCCGCGGCGAUGCUAUUUUUAGCUCUUCAACAUAAGGUCCGGUGACACUCAAUAACCGGAAGUCAGACAACAAAGCAGUCGCAUUAGUACACUCGUCUAUGGAGAAGGCGCCAGAAUUGGUAACAUUGCAAGCUUUCAGUAAGAAAUUUUGAAAGAAAUCAUGGUUUAUAUUUAAACAUUGCUGUUAUGCGACAUGCAAUAGCAACAGUCGGUACGCAGACCGACCGUUUAUGGCGGGUGUAGGAUUUAUAAACUUCCCUAAACCCAAGACGAAACCGGAGAACAGCCAAAUUUUCUCCUGGAAGAAGAUUUGGAACUUUAGAGCAAUCGUUUCAGGCAAGCUGGUUUUCAAAGUGGUGGAGGCCACUUUUGGACUGCUUUUUGCUUUUUCUGCUACAAAGCGUGAGAGUAAAGGGGUUCCAGCACAUUGAUGGAAAUUUUGCUUACAACGGGAGGAUUUUAAAAUUGGCAUAAAGUGACGACAAAAUUUGGCCAGCAUAGAGUGCUUUAUCCCUCAACAACAAAUCAAUUACUUACUCCCUGAUCAGAUUGAGAGAGAUCAGCAAAUUGCCAGGAAAGUUUCAGAACUGCUUUUUAGAUCUAUCAAAUUCCUUAGCCAUUAAUGGACUACCACUGAGAGGCUAUUGGAACCAUGAUCGAGUUCACUGGCAACUUCUGAUGUAGCGGAGGUAUGCUUUGCCCAGAGCUCGUGAAUGGCUCCAGUGAAGAGACAAUUGGAUGUCCAAUACCAUUCAAAACUAUAUAUUGCAAAGCUUUGCACAUGCAGUUAGGAGAGAAAUGGUUUCUGAGCCAAGAGAGCAUACAUUACAUGAACUAACGUGAUGGCACCAUCGAUGUAGGUGAAUCUGAAAAUUUCCCUGUAGUCUGAGUAUUUCAAUUCAAGCUUAAUAGGAGUGAACAUUUUCCUUGAGCUCUACAAUGCCCCAGAUUACACUGCAGAGACUCUAUUUUACUGCAUCAAAUAUGCCUUUAUGCAUCUAAACUUGCCCAGUGAGUGCCUUGAAGUAUUUUGUUUUGAUGUGGCAAGUAGGCUAUUUCUCAGGUGUCCAGGCUAAAUUGAUAGAACCAUGCCCCGCUUCCCAAACCAAGUAUUUACAAACUAACUAUGCAUGAUAAUAGAUAAAUACAUGAGAGCACUAAGGUCAAAAUGUAUCUGUGUGUCUUAUUAUCUGGUGUAUUUACAAUGUUUUAUUGCCUUAGAAAGGAAAAAGUAACAAGAAUCUAACAAAAAGUUAUUCAAACUGAGUGUUGUAUCCUUGUGCACAAUAGCAAAUUCAGUUGUGUUGUAAGCCCAUGUCAUAACAGAAAUAAUUUUAAAAACUACUGCUUGUAUUUCUAUGCAGUAGCUUAUCUGAAAAUAAUUCAUCUAUUUAUAGCUUACCUAAACCUGAAACAGUUUAUCAGCUCACAAAAAUUAUACGUUUUGUUUAGAAAAAAACAUUGCGUUGAUGGUUUGUCUUCCAUAGUUAGUUUGUGCUUUAAAAGUAUUAACUCCCACAAGGUCCCAAAAAUUGAAAGGGAGUGAAUUAGGUGCUUGACAACCAGGAGGAACGGUAUGUUGUCAAUGGUCAGCCAGGGCAGCUGAUGUUGCUAGUGUUCACGCUAUGCAGAUACAAUGGGGUACUUAUAUUACAGUGUUUUAGCCAGCAAUACCAUACAGGCCUUUCUACAGUUCACUUGCUUUAGUAACUACUUAGCUUACCAUGCUUUAGCCAGCAGGCUAAUAACAGUAAGUCCAAAUCAGAUCCUACGUCAAUAACCACAUAGUUACGCAUGCUUAGCGUUGGUUGGAAUAAGUACACAUGACACACCUGACACCAAUGAUGCAAACGAUUUCACAACUUGCAUCACCUUACUUGCGCACCUUUUAUUUUUAAAUGCAGGCUGAGUGUUGCACAAACAUCUUUGAAAAGCCUAUCAAUGGUGUAUGCUAUGUAGAAAUUCACCUACAAAGGACAGAAGGUGACUUAUUUCUGAGCAGUUUUUCACUGAAGUGCGAGAAUGAGCUUGCAUGACCGAGUUGGGUUCUUCCUUCAGCCGCUGCAUGACUCUUGUCACUAAAGACAAUAAAUUGACAAAAUGUAAGCAACUGGCAUAUGCCUAUUGGAUUUUUUUAGUAUCUGCACUGUAGGGAUUGCAAAUAGCACUUAUGUCAUUAAAUAAAUGAUAAGGAAUUGCUUGUGUACUACUGUGCUGGAGCGGAGGCCGGUCAGACUGGUCUUUUAUUUGUUUCCUUCAAUUUGUUCAAAGUUUGAAGGACUCAAAUUAACAAGUUGAACUCAUUGUGCUGAAUGUACUGAAUGACUCAAAUGAACAAAAUGUACUGAAUGACUCAAAUGAUGUAAAUGAACUGAAUGACUCAAAUUACUCAAAUGAACAAAAUGUAUUGAAUGACUGAAAUGAACUGAAAGAUUAAAUUGGUACGAAAACUUGAAUUGCCUACUGAACAACUCGUUGAGUGUAUGGCAAAGGCCUACUAAUGCCUUGUGCGAGCAGAAGCGAGACAAACAGAACCAGGAAAUGCUAUAUGUUCGGUGAAAGAAGUGUUUAGAUUUGUGAAAAAUAAUGUCACAUGGAUGUUUAUAAUGACAUUAAUCACAACCUUGAUGACAACUUUAACUUUUUAAACAGUGUUAUGGGAGCAUAUUCUCCUCUUUGGUAAAAAAAAAUAAAUUAGCAUGGGUAUUUCUUUAAACAAAACCCAAUGGAUGCAGCCUGUCAGGCUAUAU
Molecule: messenger RNA, 4072 nt
Organism: Anguilla rostrata (American eel)
Lineage: Eukaryota; Metazoa; Chordata; Actinopteri; Anguilliformes; Anguillidae
Product: keratinocyte-associated protein 3
Exons: 6
Coding region: 167-841 (224 amino acids)
Source: RefSeq, a predicted model, not a curated record